Messenger RNA from Coturnix japonica (Japanese quail), 2813 nucleotides. RefSeq names its product arylsulfatase A (gene ARSA). The record is from RefSeq and is a predicted model, not a curated record. Lineage: Eukaryota; Metazoa; Chordata; Aves; Galliformes; Phasianidae. Gene Ontology annotation, molecular function: arylsulfatase activity.
UCACGUGACCGUCGGAGCAUCAUGGCGGCGCGGCGCGUUGUUCCGCUGCUGUUGUUGCUGUGCGCGCUGCGGGGCGAGGCCGGCGGCUCCUACAACGGCCCCGGCAAUGGCCCCGGCAAUGGCCGCCCCGGUGCCCCCCCCAGCUUCGUGGUGCUGCUGGCGGACGAUCUGGGCUUCGGCGACCUGGGCAGUUACGGGCACCCCUCGUCCGCCACGCCGAACCUGGACCGGAUGGCGGCACGAGGGCUGCGCUUCACCGACUUCUACAGCAGCUCCGCCGUGUGCAGCCCAUCCCGGGCCGCCCUGCUGACCGGCCGCUUCCAGAUGCGCUCCGGGAUUUACCCCGGUGUGUUUUACCCUGACUCCCGGGGAGGCCUCCCACUGUCUGAGGUCACCAUUGCGGAGGUGCUGAAGGCCAAAGGCUACGCCACGGCCAUAGUUGGCAAAUGGCACCUCGGUGUGGGGGCUCGUGGCUCCUUCCUGCCCAUCCAUCAGGGUUUCGACCACUUCCUGGGGGUGCCGUACUCCCACGACCAGGGCCCCUGUCAGAAUCUCACCUGCUUCCCACCUGACAUCAAGUGUUUUGGGACCUGUGACCAGGACGUCGUGCCCGUCCCUCUGCUCUGGAACCAAAGCAUCGUGCAGCAGCCGGUUUCCUUCCCUGAUCUGGUGCCACUUUACAACAAAUUUGCACGGGACUUCAUUGCCGACUGCGCCCGGCGAGGUGUCCCCUUCCUGCUCUACUACGCCUCCCAUCAUACCCACUAUCCCCAGUUUGCAAGCCAGGAGUAUGCAGGGCAGUCCCAGCGUGGGCCGUUUGGUGAUGCCCUUUCAGAGUUCGAUGGCUCGGUGGGACAGCUGCUGCAGGCGCUGCAGGAGAAUGGUCUCGAGAACACGACCUUUGUGUUUUUCACCUCUGACAACGGCCCUUCUACCAUGCGGAUGGCACGUGGAGGCAGCUCUGGCCUUCUGAAAUGUGGGAAGGGCACAACGUAUGAAGGUGGCAUGCGGGAACCAGCAGUGGCCUAUUGGCCAGGCCGCAUCGCUCCAGGAGUGACUCACGAGCUGGCGAGCACCCUGGACAUCCUGCCAACACUGACUGCCCUGGCUGGAGCAGCUCUUCCCAACGUUUCCUUGGAUGGUUAUGACCUGAGUCCACUGCUGUUUGAGUCAGGGAAGAGUCCCCGUCAGACCAUGUUCUUCUACCCACCAUCCCCUGAUCCAGUGCACGGCCCCUUUGCUGUCCGGCUCGGGAAGUACAAGGCCCACUACUUCACACAAGGUUCCUUUCACAGUGAUACAACCCCAGACCAGGCCUGCCACGGGCUGACCCCGCUGACCCAUCACGAGCCCCCACUGCUCUUUGACCUGGAGUCAGACCCUGCCGAGAACUACAAUUUGUUGCAGGGUGCUGCAGGGCCAGAAGUUUGGCAGGUCCUGAAGGACAUCAAACUGCAGAAGACGCUUUUUGAGCAACGCAUGGAGUUUGGGGAAAGCCAGAUGAGGAAGGGUGGGGAUCCUGCCCUGGAGCCCUGCUGCAAGCCAGACUGCACUCCCAAGCCCUCCUGCUGCUGCUGCUCGUAACCUUUUGCUGCUCCACCCCCCUCUGCUGAUCCUAAACCCACCAGACCUGCCCCUCCCCUCAAUUAACCACAUGUAGCCUCAGAGCUACCCCAGAGCUUCAGCUCAGUGACAGCGCUGACUGAGGGAGUGCUGGCCCGGUGAGCUGAGGGUUGGGGAGGCUGCCAGCCCUGCUGGGUGUGCAGGUCAUCGUUGGACCUCCAAGCUGUGAUCUGUUAACAGAAGCUCUGAGGGACCAGGACGCAGAAUCAUCGGCAGAGCCAACACAGCUCCUUUGGAACUACAGUUAAGCACAAGAUAUGCCCUGGUGGCUGGAGAUCCUGACUCAGCAGGAGGUACAAUGUGCAGCCCUCAUGGGAGCAGUUGUGAGCUGCAGCAGCAUCGCUGUCCAGGGGAUAAGAACACAGCAAAGAGCAGGAUGGUCCUGACAGCUUCAGAGAGGGAGCCUUGUACAGUUAGUGCAGAGAGGAUGUGCCAAUCAAUCAUAGAACUGCUCAGGUUGGAAAAGACCUUAAAGAUCAUUGAGUCCAACCUGAACCCAACCUUCCUCCCCUGACUAACAGCCCUCCCUGAGCACCACAUCCAAGUUUGGUGACUCCAGCACCUCCCUGUGCAGCCCAUUCCAGUGCUUCACAGCCCUUCCUGUAAAGAAGUGUUUCCUGAUAUCCAACCUAAACCUCCCCUGGCACAACUUGAGGCCAUUUCCCCUCAUCCCGUCACCACUUCCCAUAACUCCAGAAGGUGGAGAUGUGGCUGACCUGCUCCUUCUGUGAGGUCUGUGGAUGCUGGAGCUGCCUGCAGUCGGGUGGGCUGCAACUCACAUUCCACCUGUGUGACAAAAAUGGUCUCUUGCUCGUGACCUAAUUGGUGUUCAUUAGUGAUGCCCAGUGAUCCCAGCAGUAGGUGGCCUUUGGCAUCUGGGGUUUCCAGCUGCUGGGUUGGACCUGGAUCCCCCCUGGAUGGGGACAAGAUGGGAAUACUGGGGCUGUGCCCCUGGGAAAGGGGAGGCUGAGUGGGGAUCUGAGCAGUGCUGAUGGAUACCUGACAGGGGCUGCGAGUGGCCAGUGGUGCCUGGGGUUGGACUGGAGUCCCUUCCAGCCCCACAGCUCUGGGGUUCUGGUUAAGGUUAAUUAAUAAUUAAUAAAAUAAUAAUAAUAAUUCUUAACAAAAACAUUAAGGUGGAUUAAUGUGAUUGGAGGCAGGACUCAAUAAAACAACUAACUCAGCAUUCA